This is a messenger RNA of Neocloeon triangulifer, 1328 nucleotides long. RefSeq names its product beta-1,4-galactosyltransferase galt-1-like. Lineage: Eukaryota; Metazoa; Arthropoda; Insecta; Ephemeroptera; Baetidae. Bases 23 to 1282 code for a protein of 419 amino acids. The record is from RefSeq and is a predicted model, not a curated record. The transcript has 4 exons.
GAGCGCAAACGCGACAGAAGAAAUGCCUGACGGACGUCGUUUUCUCAACGCGACCUGGCAGCCAGUUAUUGACUCAAAAUACAAAUUUUACGUCUAUUCAGCGUACUUGGACAAACGAAUUUUGGAAAAGCAAAUUAAUAUUCCCUCGCCCAGAGUUCGGGUUGUUGGUGUGGCCAGACUUUUAAAUUUGACAAUUGCGGAGCGCGCUUUUUGCAGAUAUUGGUAUGAUGACGAACAGUUUAAGUUGGAAGCGAAAAGCAGAAAGAAAUUCAUAGCAGAAGCAGUGAUGACGCCAUUCACGGAACACCACGGUCUCGAUUACUCGGCUUGUUUUAUUGACUGUCUUAUCGCGAUCACUGCUAAAAUACCCACGGCCGUUUCUGUGUAUUCGGAACAAGUGAUGACCACGUUCCUUAAGGAUGACGAUCUAAUAAGCUUGCCAGACGCUGGAAAUUUCCUUCCAAUAAACAUUCAACCGGAAAAACCAAAUGACCGCACAGACUUAGUUGCUUGUGUAAAACCAUUAUAUAGUGAAUUUGUCCAGGCUUGGAAACUUAUUGAGUGGAUUGAGUUGAACAAAAUACUUGGGUUCUCGCAUUUCUACAUAUACUACCACAACUCAACAAAGGAAGUCAAGUGCGUCUUGGACGAUUAUGUGAAAAAUGGAACAGUUACUUUGUUCCAAUGGCAAAAUCUCCCAUUCAAGAAUAAUGUCGACUUGCGGGAGGAAAACAUGUUCGCCGCACUGAAUGACUGCGCUCUUCGUUCAAUCAACGUGCACAAGUACGUGGCGCCAUUCGAUGUUGAUGAAUUCAUCGUGACGAAAAACUACACUCUAUUGAAAUUUCUUGAAGCUUUUGAUAAACGGGGAGGAAAUGAAAUUUCAUUUGUUUUUCAACUCGCUUUUUUCUACCUGCAAUGGCCUGACGAUUCAUAUUACUCAGGGGUAGAUUUGACGACGCAGAAAAAGACGAAAAGAAGAACCGAAUUUAAGAAAAAUAGGGGAAAGUACAUUUGUAAACCUGAAGGAGUUGCGGAAAUUGGAAAUCACUUUUUAUGGAAAAUGACUAAAAAGAAGUACAGGGAGGUUGUUAUAAAACCGGAAUUUGGAAACCUCUUUCAUUAUAGAAAUUGCGAGCGUGAUUAUGAUAAUUGUUGGGAGGACCAAUUUAUAGAAGAUAGGACAAUGUGGAAAUAUCAGAAAGAACUAGAAAAAAGUAUGAAAGUAAUAGAACAGAAUUUGGCUGAAAAGUGCAAACUUUGUCGUUUAGGGAAUAUUUGAUUUAAAUGAUAACAUUUUGAAAAUACAAAAUAAAUAUUUCAUUUCC